This is a messenger RNA of Schistosoma turkestanicum, 4205 nucleotides long. Lineage: Eukaryota; Metazoa; Platyhelminthes; Trematoda; Strigeidida; Schistosomatidae. The record is from the annotation of a GenBank genome assembly.
GGGAUCAGCCUGCACAAGAGUACGUAAAGUACUCAAAUAUUUUCAUCACUAAAGUACAACAUGCUUAUCUCGAUAAGGAUGUUUCUAAAUGCUACUCUAAAUAAAAUCAUUUUAUAAAGAAAUACUAUCAUUAUCUACAAAACAGUUUUGCAUACAUCCAAAAUAAUCAUUUCAUUAGCUGUACAACUAUGCCGAAUACAGAUGAUAACAAACUGAAGCUUCGGCGAUUAAAUACCGAUGUUCAUAGUCCUUGUUAUCUCCUUCAUAUUCGUGAUGUCAACCUAUUACUAGAUUGUUGUAUGGAUUUUUCGCACUUUUCAUACUUCUUGCCAAAACAUCAACUGAUGAGUCCUGGUUGUUCCGAUCUACCAGAUAUGUGGGGCAGCAGUAAUGAUAAAGAAGACGGGAUGUUCACUAAAAUAGGCGAUAUGAAUUAUAUCAGUACAGAUUUUAAAUUCUGCAUGUUAAAAUCAUCAGAGAUGUCUUCUAUAUUUUGGGAAACUAUUGAUGCAAUCCUAGUAUCAAAUACACGAAGUAUACUUGGUUUACCAUUUCUAUUUGAAAAUACAAAUUUUCGCGGUAAAGUAUUUGCAACUGAACCAGUUGUUAAAUUUGGAAAAAUUUUAAUCGAUGAUUUAUUAAGUGAACUUGAUCAAUUGUUUGAAUCUAAAGUGAAUUCUGAUCAAUCUAAAGUUAAAGUGAAUAAAUCUAGUGAUCCGAUUGAUCAUUUACUUAAUUCUGCUGAAUCUAAUUGGACAAAAUUCUAUUCACGUGAAUCAGUUUUGAAAGCAUUGGAUAAAAUUCAUUUAGUCGCUUAUCAUGAACCUGUGUAUAUUUUCAAAGUUCGUACUGAUAUUUUAAUUGGUGAAUUAAGAAAACAAGCUAUUGAAACAUAUAAUUUGAAAGAAUUAGAUUUUAUUAAUUAUGGUUUAUAUUUGCCACCGGAUAAUAGUGGAAAGAAAGGCAAAUUUCUCCAAGAUGAACGUAUCAUCUCCGAAUAUCCACAAUUAGUUGCAAUUAAAUUGGAAAAUCCACUUGCUCCUCCUCAUCAACAUCAUCAGAAUGAAGAGUUAUUUAUGGGGAAUGAGAAAAAUCAUGAUCAUCAUCAGUCAAAUGGAUUAUUGAAUAACAAUAAUAAUAAUAAUAAUAAUAAUGAGAGAAAGUCAAAAGAACCAGUGGUUUUAGAGCUUUUACCAAAAAUUCGUUUUGUUGAAGAAUAUCGUCAGGAUGGUAUAAAAACUAUCACGAAACGAAUUCAUUCAAAACAUCAUCAAAAACGUUUAUUAUCUGCUAUAAAACGUGAAGAUAUUGGACGUGUGACUGAUUUAUUGGCACAAGGUUUAGAUCCUAAUUUUCAAUAUCCAUCCAAUGGAGUUAUACCAUUAAGUUGUGCAGCGGAAUUACCUGAACCACGUGAAAUGAUUUUACAACUUGUCGAUUCUGGUGCACAUUUAGAUUAUCGUGAUUCGGAUACAAUGACUGCAUUACAUAGAGCUGCAAUUUGUGGAAAUUUAAAAGCGAUCGAGGUAUUUUUAGAAUUAGGACAAAAUCCAAAUGUACGUGAUAAACAUGAUUUAACUCCAUUGUAUUAUGCUUGCUCGGAAGAUAUACAACCAGAAUGUAUACAACGUCUACUAUUUGAUCAUGCCAUACUUGGUGUAACAGAUGAUAAAGGUAGACAAGAAAUACAUCAAGCUUGUUUAAAUGGUCGCUAUAGAACAUUGAAACAAUUAAUUAUUUAUGGCGCUGAUUUAAAUGCACAAGUAGAAAAUCAUAAUACACCAUUACAUUUAUGUGUGUUGGCUGAUGAAAUGGAAUGUUUAAAUUUAUUACUACAAUGUGGUGCAUCACCAACUAUUAUGAAUUCAUCUGGUCAAACACCAUAUGAAUUAGCUAUUCUCAUAGAACGUAUGAAUUUAGCGCAUAUUUUACAGAAUUUCGAUGAAAAAUCAAUUAGAGGAAUUAAUAAAAAACCUGUAUACAACAAAGAUAGACGUCCAACAAUCCAUGGACCGAGAGCAGUUUAUGAAAGUGUUCACUUUCGUCAAAAUAGCAACAACAAUAACAGCAGCAAUGGUAAUAAUAGUAGUAGUAGUACAAGUAGUAGUACACUCUCCACACGUAAACUCAUUAAAUCAAUAUCAGUGGAUAGAGACUUGCCCGCACCACCACCGCCACCAUUACAUCAACGAUGUUUAUCAGUUGAUAUGAAUGAUUUCCGUAAGUCAACAUUGAAACAAAAAAUGAAUCAGUUCACAUUCGAUGGUAUCAUGGAAUCCGAUACACCGGAUAUUAUUAGACGUCAUCCUGUGAGUAAUAAAGAAGCUACUACUACUAAUGGUCAAAUUAGUAAUAAUAAUAAUAAUCAUACUACUGAUAAUAAUAAUAGUAGUAACAAUAAUAAUAACAAUAAUAAUGGGAAUAGACCUUCAAUGUAUGUUCGACGACAAAUGACAUACAAUCAUAAUAAUGAUUUUGGUGGAAGGAUAAGUUAUAAUCGUAGUAAUUCACAAGAAAGUGUGAAAUUUUCAAGACGAUUAAAUUUCUUAAGACAACGUUAUCCAAAUUAUCGUUUACGUUCAAUCACAUUGGAACGUGGCAUAACCGGUUAUGGUUUUAUUAUGCAAGGAUCUGAUAAUUUCCAAGAACGAUCAUUGAUUGCGGCAAAUUUACCAAGUCAACGUAUUCUAAGUGUUCAACCAAAUAGUAAAGCAGAAAAAUCUGGACUUGUUCCAGGUGAUUAUAUCUUGGAAAUCAAUGGGAUUGAUGUGUACGAUGCAACACAUACAGAAGUAGUGGAUUUAAUUACAACAUCACGUGAUGCGCUGCAAUUGAAAAUUAUCAAUUUUCAACAAUUACCCGAAAUGCAAUCUAAAAUUAUUUACGGUAACAACAAUCGCAGCAACACUACAAACACAGAUAUCAACUCCACCAAUACAAUACGUCGUACAACUGGUUUUAUACGUGCUGAUCUUCGACGACGUAAUACACAACGUUCUACAAGUGUUGAUUUUGCCUGGAAUAAUCGACAGAAUGGUGGUACUGAUAAUCAUAAUCAUAAUAAUAAUAACAAUAGUAACAAUGGUAGUAUUAGUAGUGGUCACAGUAGUAUCAUUAAUAUACACCAAAAAUCCAUGUUAUCCGAUUUGAAAUUAACACAAAAACUACAAUCACGUCCUUACAAUACUGUAAAUGAUCGUAAUAGUUAUCGUCCAUUAAUUCAAUCAUUUGAAAUUGACGAUAAUAAUACAAAAGAUUAUUUAGAAAGAAAAUCUCAAUCAUCAACUGUUUUAAUUAUUAAAAAUGAAUUGGAACAUAAAGACAAUAAUGUCAUAGAGCAGUAUACACCACUACCAGUACAAACAAUUUCAACUAAUCUUACUGAUACUACUCAUUUUAAUGAUAGUAGUAUAAAAAAUUAUAGUCAAAAUAAAAAUCAAUUUGAACGAAGUAUUUCUGAAUCAUCUGAUUUAAUCGUAGUUAAAACAAACGGAUUGAAAAAUUCAACAAAAAAACCAUUAUCAUCUUCUACAAUCCGUUCAUCAAGAUCAUCAUCAUCGUUACUGUCUUUGUCAGAAAAACAAUAUCUUCCUAUGAUGCAUUCAUCAUCCCCAUCAGCAUCUGUGUCAACAUCAACAUCAUCAAAGCAUCAAUAUGCUCAUCAUGAAAAGAUUAGUACAUUGAAAUUAUUUGAUUCAUCUGGACAGAAAUUGAUGAAUCAUUCUGUUAUUUCUAAUCAUUAUCAUUAUAAUAAUAAUGAUUUAUCAAUGAAUCCACGUUGGAAUUAUUCAUGGGAUUCAGAAACGGAUCUGUUGAAUAUGUCAGAGAUUACUGAAAUCUCAGUGAAUUCUGUUAGUGAUAAUGAAGAAAUGAUUGUGAAUGAAAAAUUACAAUUGAAUCGAAAGAAUUCAUUGAAGCCAGUAUUAUCAGAGUUGAAAAAUAAUAAUAAUAAUCAUGUGUCGGCCAAUGAUAUAAAAUCUGAAAAUAUGAAUGGGAAAAUAAGAUUGAUACAUUCAGUACCGUGUUUUCAACAGAUUCAACCGGAAACGAAUGGUGAUAUGAAUGGCAAUGAUCAAAAUAAUACUACUGAUAUUCUUUUUUGUAAUGAUAAUAAAGUGUCUAAAAAUGAACAGAAAGUUUCCAAUAAUAAUAAUGAUAAUAAUAAUUUGAAUAUAAAUGGUCAUGAAAUUGAUGGUAAGUUAUGA